AUGGGUCGAAAGCAGGUUUUGUCGAUUCCCGCUGUACGGAACCUCGCUGGUCUAGCGGCAUUCCUCAUUAUUCUAUUGAAUUUGUUCGGCAACUACCUGUUCGGGAGCCUGAAAUAUACUGCUCAACGUAGCCUUUUGAAAGCCAACCUUGAACCACUGAAUGAAACUCUCGGGUUCGAAAGGAUUGCGGUUGUAUCAUCGGGAACAUCUUGGAGACUACAUGGCCUCGUCGAGGCAACCGAAUUCACCAAUCUUUACAUUGACGUGCCAUCCCAGCCUGUUUGGACGGAUACUGAAGUUGACGAGUUUCGUGGUUAUCGGGUCCAUGGCCGGCAUGGGGAGCUUGGCCCAGGACAGGCACGGUGUUGGUUAGGCCAUCUGAAUAUAUGGCGGCAAAUGCUGUUGCAAAAGUGGUCCACCGCUUUGAUUAUGGAGGAUGACGCAGACUGGGAUAUUGCUAUCAAGCAGCAGUUGCUUCGAGUCGCACCCCUCAUCCAAGAAGUGACGGGAGCCACGGACUGGUCGUCACCUUACGGAAACUCGUGGGACCUCCUUUGGCUUGGCCACUGCGGCGACUAUAUCCCCUUGCAACUAGCAUCAUUUGUAGAUGAGACGCUUCCAGGAUCACCAAUGUACCGUGAGAAUGAUGGGAGAUUCACCGAGUUUCCUCAUCAGCAGAGGAUGGUUCACAUGUCUGUCGGCCCGAUAUGCACAUACGCAUAUGCGCUCACUGCUUCGGCUGCGUCGAAACUCUAUCAACUUUCCAGCUCCGGUAUGGAUAAACUGAUCACUACGCAUUUGCGAGAAUGGUGCCAGGAAGGAUUCUUGAAAUGUGUCACGGUAAACCCGGAGCUCUUUCACCAUCACAAACAGGCCGGUGAGAUUUCAAGUGAGAUUGGAGUUGUCGAAGGCUGGGAGAAUCGAUCGGCAGUUGACUUUACGCCUAAUAUACGAUACAGUGCGCGAUGCAGUAGCAAGAAAAAGAGGCCCGCGGCCUGCCAACUCGAAUUUGAUCCAGUUUGA
Messenger RNA from Penicillium roqueforti, 1023 nucleotides. RefSeq names its product CAZyme family GT25. Lineage: Eukaryota; Fungi; Ascomycota; Eurotiomycetes; Eurotiales; Aspergillaceae. The record is from RefSeq and is a predicted model, not a curated record. The transcript has 2 exons. Bases 1 to 1023 code for a protein of 340 amino acids.